AUGUCUUCCUCUCUCGAGCAGCUCAAGGCCACUGGCACCGUUGUCGUCUGCGACUCUGCCAUCGGCAAGUACAAGCCUCAGGAUGCUACCACCAACCCUUCCCUGAUCCUUGCGGCUUCCAAGAAGCCCGAGUAUGCCGCCCUCAUCGAUGCCGCCGUCGCCUACGGCAAGCAGCACGGCAAGACCGUCGAUGAGCAGGUUGACGCCACUCUGGACCGUCUCCUUGUCGAGUUCGGCAAGGAGAUCCUCAAGAUCAUCCCCGGCAAGGUCUCCACUGAGGUUGACGCUCGCUUCUCUUUCGAUACCCAGGCCUCCAUCGACAAGGCCCUUCACAUUAUCAAGCUCUACGAGGAGAUUGGUAUCCCCAAGGACCGCAUCCUCAUCAAGAUCGCCUCCACCUGGGAGGGUAUCAAGGCCGCCCAGGUCCUCCAGUCCCAGCACGGCAUCAACUGCAACCUGACCCUCAUGUUCUCCACCGUCCAGGCCAUCGCUGCUGCCGAGGCCGGUGCCUACCUCAUCUCUCCCUUCGUGGGCCGUAUCCUUGACUGGUACAAGGCUGCCCACAAGCGCGACUACACCGCCCAGGAGGACCCCGGUGUCAAGUCCGUGCAGGCCAUCUUCAACUACUACAAGAAGUACGGCUACAAGACCAUCGUCAUGGGCGCCUCUUUCCGUAACACCGGUGAGAUCACCGAGCUGGCGGGUUGCGACUACCUGACCAUCUCCCCCAACCUCCUGGAGGACCUGUACAACUCGACGGCUGCCGUCCCCAAGAAGCUCGAUGCCGCCGCCGCCGCUUCCCAGGACAUCCCCAAGCGCAGCUACAUCAACGACGAGGCUCUGUUCCGCUUCGACUUCAACGAGGAGGCCAUGGCUGUGGAGAAGCUCCGGGAGGGUAUCUCCAAGUUCGCCGCGGAUGCUGUCACUCUGAAGGACCUGCUCAAGCAGAAGAUCCAGGCAUAA
This is a messenger RNA of Aspergillus terreus NIH2624, 963 nucleotides long. RefSeq names its product sedoheptulose-7-phosphate:D-glyceraldehyde-3-phosphate transaldolase TAL1. Gene Ontology annotation, cellular component: intracellular anatomical structure; cytoplasm. The transcript has 5 exons. Gene Ontology annotation, biological process: pentose-phosphate shunt; pentose-phosphate shunt, non-oxidative branch; carbohydrate metabolic process. The record is from RefSeq and is a predicted model, not a curated record. NCBI's taxonomy places the organism in Eukaryota, Fungi, Ascomycota, Eurotiomycetes, Eurotiales, Aspergillaceae. Bases 1 to 963 code for a protein of 320 amino acids. Gene Ontology annotation, molecular function: transaldolase activity.